Molecule: messenger RNA, 1160 nt
Organism: Staurois parvus
Lineage: Eukaryota; Metazoa; Chordata; Amphibia; Anura; Ranidae
Source: the annotation of a GenBank genome assembly
AUGAAGGCCACACAGCCAGAAAGAACAACACUAUUCAAGAAGGAGGCCAAUGGCGCUGUCUUUCGGACUCCAUCUCUCAUCUACAUCAAAGAAGAGAACACAUUUUUGGCCUUUGCUGAGAAACGCAAGGGUGAGGACGAAGCCAUGGCCGAUUUCCUGGUGAUGAGAAGAGGAAUCUACAAAACGGGAUAUGUGACGUGGGAAGGUACCCAAACUCUGCAUGAUCUCUGCCCAAAGAAUCACCGCAUGAUGAACCCUUGUCCUGUCUAUAAUGAGAGACAAACCAAGUUCUGUUCUUAUUCUUUAACUCCAUACCCAGUGGGGUAACCGAGAAACGCAUGAAGAAGUGGGGAAACUCCAGCAAACUCUGCUACGCCACCAGUAAGGACUGCGGGAAGACAUGGAGCUUAGUGACCAAUAUAACAGAGGUGUUGAAUGGCAUUGACAACAUGGCCACCUUCUUCUUGUCUCCUGGCCACGGUAUCCAGACAGAUUCUGGAAUAAUGGUAGUCCCUGCUUACGUCUACGUCGCAAAAUGCUGGUGUAUUCAGUACUGUUGCACAAAAUCCCACUCGUUUUACCUCUACAGUAAGGAUGGGGGCAGCAGGUGGAAUGUAUCAGAAAGAAUCAGCAGGUUUGAGUGUGCCGAAUGUCAGAUUGCAGAAAUAGUCUGCGAAGGUAAACAGAAGAUGCUCUACUGCAAUGCUAAAACCCCAUCCAAGUACAGGGUGGAGGCACUGACACUGAACGCUGGUGGUGAAUUCAAAAUGACUGACAAAAGUCGAAAGCUGAAAGACACCGGGGAUGGAGGAUGCUCCGGGAGCAUUGUAAGCUUCCCAGGGAUUGACCAACCAGAUGAGGAAGGCAGUUACUGGCUUCUAUAUUCUCACCCUGCUAAGAAAGACCGCAGAGAGCUUGGCAUCUUCUUAAAUAAAUCUCCUCUGACAUCAGAAGCUUGGUCCAAGCCAUGGGUGAUUCACGAUGGCCCAGCAGCUUAUUCUGAUCUUGCCAGGUGCCAUGAGGCCAAUACCUUUGCCAUCUUAUUUGAGAGUGGGACCGAGAAUGCUUAUGAGGAGAUCAAUUUUUGUCUUUUCACUGUGGAGGAUGUUUUGGAGAACAUCAAUAAGAAGAAAAGCUUCUUCUCCAGAUUUAAGAAAUAA